AUGGAUGAAAAAGCAGCCACCAAUGAAGUGAUCAAUGGAGUCGUCAAUGCACUUCGGGAUGUGGAUGCUGGUGUCGGAUGGCGUGCCUGGCAAGCGUUCGGAGAAAUGGGUGAAAAAGCAGCCACCAAUGAAGUGAUCAAUGGACUCGUCAAUGCACUUCGAGAUACUGAUGCUGGUGUCAGACGAUGUGCUUGUGAAGCGCUCAGGAGAAUGGGUGAAAAAGCAGCCACCAAUGAAGUGAUCAAUGGACACAUCAAUGCACUUCUGGAUGUGAAUGCUGGUGUCGGAUGCCGUGCCUGGCAAGCGUUCGGAGAAAUUGGUGAAAAAGCAGCCACCAAUGAAGUGAUCAAUGGACUCGUCAAUGCGCUUUGGGAUGCCGAUGCUGAUGUCCGACGAUGUGCCUAUGAAGCGCUUGGAAUAAUGGUUGAAAAGGUAUACGCUGAUCAAGUGUUGAAAGCUUUAUUGGAUGCAUAUACUAGUAAGAGAUUGCAAGAUUCUUUCAGGGCACAAGAAAUUUUAGACCGAAUCUUUGCGAAGAUACCAUGUUUUUCCAAUUUUGAAUGUGGUACUGUUGAGAAACUUUCAUGGCUCAUACGUGAUUUGGGGAAGGGAUCAUGGGAAUAUUCUGCUGUAGAGAAAGUUCUCAAAGCUUUUAUGGAUACAGGAAUUUCACUUUGGCUUCCCACCAUCAGAAAGAUUCUGAUUGAUCAAAGCUAUUUUAUUACAGUUAUCGGAAAUACUGUUGCAUUAUAUACUAGUGAAGAGACGAGUGGGCUAUCUUUCACAGAUAGUGAACUUGUUCCACAGCUGAAGAAUUAUUUCAUUAAUUGCAUUGGUGAAUCAUUCUGGAGUUCCCAGGUCGAGCAUUACGACGACCAGAUACGACCGUAUACGACUGUUUACGACGCCGUAUACCACAGCCCUGUACGGCGAAUAUACAACCGUGCACGGCUGUAUAUACGUCGUAUUUCUAUGCACCGUAUUAGGGCCGUAUAUCGUCGUGUCGUAUACGGCGAAAUACGGCGGCCGUAUACGACACAGACAACGCCGUAAAACGAAACACAGCACUUUCCAUUAGAAAGCGAUAAAUUAGACACACAACUGCUUCAUUUUAUGCCAUCGAAGAAAAAGGUUUUAAAACGCGCUAAACAUUCUUAAAAGGCCUUUAAACGUAGUUUUUACAAAAACUCGGAUUUCUCCGUAAAAACUCAAUAAAACAAAGCAGAAACUUCGGAAAAGGCCUUAAGAUGCCAUUCCCUAUUAGAUCCCAUGAUUUUUCCUGAAGAAAUCAUGUUAUUUUAAAAAAUUCAAGAAAAAGCCUUUUAAAGGCCUUUAAAGGCAUUUUUUGGAAAAACUCAGAUUUCUUCGUAGAAACAUGGUAAAACAAAGUAGAAACUUCGGAAAAGGCCUUCAAAUGCCAUUUCCUAUGAGAUCCGAUGCUUUUUCAUGAAGAAAUCGUAUUCUUUUAAGAAAUUCAAGAAAAAGCCCUUUAAAGGCAUUUUUUAGAAAAACUUAGAUUUCUUUAGAGAAAUUAAGAGAGAGUCCGUGAGAAGACCACCGUACGCUCCAUAUAGGUCCUCGGGGAAAAAAAAUUUGUUUUCGAUUUUAUUGUCUUGAAUGAUAGGUCUAUGUAAACUAUAGUUAAAUUCAAAAUAUUAGCGCAUUUGGUUUUACCUAUGAAAAAUGCGAGCUAAAACAAGUUUAACGGGGUCUAUUUUGACCCUAAAAGUUCGCUAAAAAUGAGUGUGCUCAGUAUUUUGACAUUAUCUCAUGAAUGGUUUGGUCGUUUGAGAUCGGGUACAUCUCAUUAGAU
Rotaria sordida is the source of this 1813-nucleotide messenger RNA. The record is from the annotation of a GenBank genome assembly. Lineage: Eukaryota; Metazoa; Rotifera; Eurotatoria; Philodinida; Philodinidae.